AAGCCUGUCCCGUACUUUCUUGGGUUGAUUGCUGACCACCACCCCCUUCUUUCUCCACCCCACCCCCUCCGCCCAUCAACCCAAGGGACAUGGAACCACCACCACAAACCCUGCCGCCGCAACCACUACAAAGAACCUCCUCGGUCCCGACCACACUUCUCAACAAAUACGAAGUAGGCCGAUUAUUAGGCCGUGGCAGCUUUGCAAAAGUGUAUGCAGCCCGUUCUUUAUCCGACAAGACACAGCUGGUAGCGAUCAAAAUCAUCGACAAAACAAAAACCGAUGCUGCCAUGGAACCCCGCAUUAUCUCCGAGAUCUCAGCCAUGCACCGCCUCCAACACCACCCAAACGUUCUCAAGAUCCACGAAGUUAUGGCUACGAAAACCAAAAUCUACCUCGUCAUGGAACUUGCCUCGGGAGGCGAUCUUUUCUCUAAGAUCCGGAAGAUGGGCAAACUUAAAGAACCAGCCGCACGUCGUUACUUUCAACAACUUGUGUCUGCCAUCCACUUCUGCCAUCAAAAUGGUGUCUCUCACCGCGACAUCAAGCCUCAUAAUUUGCUCCUUGACGGUAAAGGUAAUUUAAAAAUAUCUGAUUUUGGACUCUCGGCGUUAAAGAAUGGAUGUGUUAAUGGUGGUUUUAUGCUUCAAACGGCUUGUGGGACUCCGGCUUUCACAGCACCGGAAGUUAUGGCGCAGCGGGGCUACGACGGAUCUAAAGCGGAUGCUUGGUCUUGUGGGGUCAUUUUGUUCUUUUUAUUAUCGGCUUCCUUGCCUUUUGAUGACAGUAAUCUUGCAGUUAUGUACAGGAAAAUUCGUAAAGGAGAAUAUCAAUUGCCUUCUUGUUUACCAAAGUCGGUUAAAUCGAUUAUAAACCAACUUCUCGACCCGAAUCCUAAUAAAAGAAUGAGCAUAGAAGCGUUAAUGAAACAUCCUUGGUUUUUGAAGAAGUUUGAAUUACCAACUAAAAGUAGUGUGUUCGAGUCGGAUUAUAAAGAAUAUUGUAAAUUUGAUAAGAGUGCGGCUGGGGGCAUUAAUGCGUUUGAUUUAAUAUCUCUGUCUUCAGGGUUGGAUUUGUCAGGGUUGUUUGAGGUUAAACACGCGAGGGAUAGAAGAUUUACAUCAAGCGAAACGGUGGAAAGAGUAACGGAGAGAGUGAGAGAGGUUGGAGGGAGAUUGGGAUAUAUAGUGGAGGAAGGAAUGGUUGGGGGUGCUAUAGGGUUGGGGAAAGGGAGGGUGGGAUUGGUGUUUGAGGUGUGGGAAAUAGUGGAGAAGCUGUUGGUGGUGGAAGUUAAGGUGGUGGAGCGUGGUGGGGUGGAAUUUGAGGACCUUCAUUGGGGAGAACUGAAAGAAGGGCUUGGAGAUGUUGUGCUUCAAUGGAAUGAUGAUGCUAUGUGAAGAGAGGUUCAUGUUGUUCUUCAAUGGGAUUUUAGGAGAUUCGAGCAUGUUUCUACCAACAGUGAGCCUAAUUACCUGAUCUCGGUGGAUGCUUGUAUGGUUAUUAUUGCUCUAUUUGGGAAUGGAAAACAUUAGCUGAUCUUUGUACAUGAAUUUUAUUUUUUUUCAGUUGUAGAAUAAUUUUCACUAUUUACUUGUGUGUUAGCUUGGUUUGUGAUCUUAAUUUCCUGGCUUAAGCUAGUUAACUUGUAAAUGUGAUGAUCUCAAUUAAGUUGGGUUUAAUUC
Molecule: messenger RNA, 1682 nt
Organism: Populus trichocarpa (black cottonwood)
Lineage: Eukaryota; Viridiplantae; Streptophyta; Magnoliopsida; Malpighiales; Salicaceae
Product: CBL-interacting serine/threonine-protein kinase 4
Exons: 1
Coding region: 90-1397 (435 amino acids)
Biological process (GO): signal transduction; protein phosphorylation
Molecular function (GO): protein kinase activity; ATP binding
Source: RefSeq, a predicted model, not a curated record